AUGGAGGGGAUGACCCUAACUUGGCCAGACUACAUUGUAAUUCUUGGCACGAUGUGCGUUAGUACUGGAAUCGGUAUUUACUACAAAUUUACUGGGAAUCGUCAGAGAACCACUGCUGAGUACUUUACUGCUAACAAAUCGAUGGGAACGUUGCCUGUUGGUAUUGCUCUUAUGGUCACGUUUAUUUCAGCUGUAGCACUUCUUGGAAUUUCUUCAGAUAGUUAUACCCAUGGUACAAUGUACGUUGUCUUUUACAUACCAUUUCUCUUAGUAGUACCCAUUGUUUGUUAUGGCUACUAUCCCAUUUUUUACAAACUACAACUAACAAGUGUUUUUGAGUACUUGAAGCUUCGCUUUGGAAAUUUUGCUAGAUCCACCACAAGUUGGGCCAAUUGGGUUCAAUUACUUUUGUACUCCGGGAUAUGCCUAUAUGCUCCAGCUCUUGCCUUAGAAGUGACAGCUGGUCUACCCCAACUAUGGAGCAUUAUUGCACUGGGUGUUGUCUGUGCAUUUUAUUCAAGUAUAGGUGGAAUGAAGGCUGUUCUGGUUACUGAUGUCUUUCAAGGUUUUCUCAUGCUAGCAGCUGUCUUUAUGGUUAUUAUCACGGCUGCUUGGAAUGUUGGAGGAUUGGGAGAAAUUUGGCGGAUCGCUAAAGAAGGUGGAAGACUUGAAAUUAAUAACUUUUCUCUCAAUCCCACGGAACGUCAUAGUUGGUGGAGCUUAACAUUUGGUGGGAUGACUGUGCUCCUGUCUAUGAACGGCGUGAGUCAAGUUCAAGUCCAACGAUUGAUGACAGUAAAAAACUUACAUUCGGCAAGAAAAGCAAUGGUGAUAAAUAUGAUAAUUCACAACUUAUUUGGGAUUGCUACAUGCUUUGCCGGUUUGGCUAUAUACUCGAGGUAUCACGAUUGUGAUCCUAAAGCUAGUGGCAGAAUAACAUCCAAUGACCAGUUAAUGCCUUUUUACAUAAUGGAUACACUGUCACAAUUUCCUGGACUGCCAGGUUUAUUUAUAUCAGGGAUCUUCAGUGCUGCUUUAAGUACAAUAUCUGCUUCAUUAAAUUCAUUGGCUGCGAUUACAUUGGAGGAUCAUGUAAAGCCAAUUUAUGAAAAAUGCUGGAAACGGUCCAUUUCUGAGCCUUUGAUGAUGAAAAUUGGAAAAAGUUUGGCCUUUGCUUAUGGUCUUGUUUGCAUUGGUAUAGCUUUAUGUGGUCAGUUCCUCGGUAGUGUUCUACAAGCAUCAUUGUCUAUCAACGGCUGCAUAGGCGGUACGGUGCUGGGAAUUUUUACACUAGGGAUGCUCGUUGAGUCGGCAAAUGAACCAGGUGCCGUUUUUGGUCUUUUAUCGACAUUAGUUUUCGUGAUGUGGAUAAGUUUUGGAACACCUAGACCCACACCUGCAGAGUUGCCUGCAUCAAUCACAGGAUGCGAGUUCAACAUAACAUCAACUCCUUUCAAUGGAAUCAGCAACUUUGACGGUAUAACGAGAGAAGACGAUGACAACAGCACCGAGGACUCGGCAUACUUUUAUCUCUACCGAAUCUCGUACAUGUGGUACAGCGUAAUUGGCUUCGUUGGGACAUUUGUGGUGGGCUUCGUAGCGAGUUGCAUCUACCGAUGUUUUGUUGCUGCCGAUGACAACGAAAAGAAGCGAUUAGAUCCGGAUCUGUUCUUUCCCGUGAUAGCUAGCCGCAUCCGCCAUAGACAUCAGAUGCAACAAUCAUAA
Molecule: messenger RNA, 1725 nt
Organism: Copidosoma floridanum
Lineage: Eukaryota; Metazoa; Arthropoda; Insecta; Hymenoptera; Encyrtidae
Product: putative sodium-dependent multivitamin transporter
Biological process (GO): sodium ion transport; transmembrane transport
Cellular component (GO): membrane
Molecular function (GO): symporter activity
Source: RefSeq, a predicted model, not a curated record